AUGGCUUUCCUUCGCCCAGCUUUCCUGGUUCUCCUAUUCGCUCUCUCCGUUUCUGCCGGGCGCUCGGAGCCCCCCAAAAAGCCCUACCUUGUUCAGGGGGGGGGUCGCAUCGGCCAGGGGGUGAUCGUCAAGGCUGCUGAAGCUAGGCCCCUGCCGAUCCCCUACCCCCCUUACGUAGUGGGGGGGGUCCCCACUCCCUUCGAGGAGCUGUUUGAGAAGGUGGUCAAGGCCCUGGUGGCAAAAGGGAAAUUCACCAUUCUGAUCGAGAUCAUCACUAAGUAUAUCGACACCAAGGCUCUUCUCGUCUUGGUGGAGAAGGCCGGCCCGGCGACCCUGUUCGCGCCCACCGACGAGGCCUUCUCCAAGAUCCCAUACGAGAUCCUGGAGGGACUCAAGGAGCGCCCCGAGAUCCUGAUCAAGCUCAUCGCGUAUCACUUCGUCAAGGGCGUAUUCCCCGCGAAGGAGCUUCUUUCCCGCCCCAAGACCGCCCUCAAAUCCAUCCUCGAGAUCGAUAUUACGGAGAUUGAUAUCACCAUCAAGAAGGCCGUCGUCCUAGUUGGCGUCGGCAAGGUCCUGGCCAAGGUGACGGAGGCUGAUGUCAUCGUUGUGGAGGAGAAAGUGGUGGUGCACGCCAUCGACUUCGUCAUCGCGCCGCCCAACUUCGUCAUCUUUGCGGCUGCCGUCAAGAAGGAGGUUGUCGUGGUCAAGAAACCCGGCUAUAACAAUUAG
Messenger RNA from Klebsormidium nitens, 729 nucleotides. NCBI's taxonomy places the organism in Eukaryota, Viridiplantae, Streptophyta, Klebsormidiophyceae, Klebsormidiales, Klebsormidiaceae. The record is from the annotation of a GenBank genome assembly.